Brugia pahangi is the source of this 1587-nucleotide messenger RNA. Lineage: Eukaryota; Metazoa; Nematoda; Chromadorea; Rhabditida; Onchocercidae. The record is from the annotation of a GenBank genome assembly.
AUGUCGCUGUAUGAUGAAGAUCAUUGCAACUCUGAAAUAUCCAGAGAUCGGUUCAAAUUGGAUGCGAUUUCACUGAAUAAACCACCAGAAGAAGUAUUCGAUGUUGUCGGGAAACUUGGCGAAGGGUCGUAUGGAUCGGUACACAAAGCAAUUCAUAAGGAAACUGGACAUGUGCUCGCAGUUAAGAAAGUGCCUGUGGAUACGGAUUUGCAGGAAAUUAUCAAAGAGAUUAGUAUAAUGCAACAGUGUGACAGUAAAUAUGUUGUUAAAUACUACGGGUCAUACUUCAAAAACUCCGACCUUUGGAUUGUUAUGGAAUAUUGUGGCGCUGGUUCAGUUUCAGAUAUUAUGAGGAUUCGUAAAAAAACAUUAAAUGAAGCAGAAAUUGGUGCUGUUACUAGGGAUGUUCUGAAAGGUUUACGUUACUUGCAUGAUUUAAAGAAGAUCCACCGAGAUAUCAAGGCUGGCAAUAUAUUGCUGAAUGCGGAAGGUCAUGGGAAACUAGCAGACUUUGGUGUCGCUGGCCAGUUAACGGAUACUAUGGCUAAAAGAAACACUGUUAUUGGAACACCAUUUUGGAUGGCACCAGAAGUGAUUCAAGAAAUUGGUUAUGAUACGAAAGCCGACAUCUGGUCGCUUGGGAUUACUGCCAUGGAAAUGGCUGAAGGUCGUCCACCACAUGCUGAUAUUCAUCCAAUGAGGGCAAUUUUUAUGAUUCCAACAAAACCACCACCAACACUGAAACGUGAAGUCGACUGGUCACUAGAUUUUGUGAAUUUUGUUGGUCAGUGUUUGAUCAAAAACCCUGACGAGAGAAAAUCAGCCCAUGAUCUACUAGAGCAUCCAUUUGUGAUUAACGCACCACCAUCAACCGUUUUGUUGAAUAUGAUUGAUGAAGCUCGAAGCAUCGCUGAUUCUUCUGUUCAGGAAUUCCAGGAAUGUGCAAACGAAGAUGCAGGUGAUUCCACUUUAAUACAUGAAAGAAUACAUGGUGAUGAAUCUAGUGAAGUGGAGGAUAUGACACUUAUACGGCAUGAUAUUCCAUCAACACCAACCAGUGGAGAACCUUAUAAAAUGGUAUCUUCAGAAACAAUUACGCAGCAGGUUAAUUCAAUGCGACUAACUGGUAUUCGUCCUCCAGGUGAUACAAGUUACGUGCAUAACCCGCAAGAAGCAAAUUCAGUAACUGAAGGAGGAAAGUCAUUGGAAUUAUCCAGUCAUAAGAUGCUCUAUGUAAACCAGAAAAUGGAAGAGCAAAAGAGGGAUAAGAAAAUUCCAAUGAAUGGUGGUAUUUAUUAUGGUAAUGGAGAUAUGGUAAAUGGUAUUGGUAUGCCGCAAACAUUCUUCAGUACAGAUUCAUCUUGCGACACUUCAUAUAUCGAUCAACAUUUUAAUAAAGCAUACCUAGAUGGCGACUACAGUUUUUUGGCUGAACUUCCACUGGAGGAAUUAAUGAGAAGAAAAGCAAAUCUAGAAGCUGACAUGGAUGUGGAAUUACGCGAGUUGCAAGCGCGCUAUCAGACCAAAAGGCAGCCAAUUUUGGAUGCGAUCGAAAAUAAGAAAGCCAAAAUAACUCAGUAUAGAUGA